GCUUGACAGCUGUCACUGUCCGAGGUCAAGAGGAAAGAAGCAUGGCGGCGCUGUUGAGAGGGUCGAGACGUGCUUUGUUACGGUGGACUCAGCAUGUACACUUUGCUCUCGUGUCGACGCGAUCAAUGGCCUCAAAAACACCAGUGGGGUUUGUUGGUCUGGGGAACAUGGGCAGCCCCAUGGCCAAAAACCUGCUAAGAAACGGUUAUCCUGUUAUUGCCACUGAUGUCUUCCCUGAGUCUUGCAAGGAGCUGCAGGACAUCGGUGCCCAGGUGGUAGACUCUCCAGCAGAGGUGGCAGAGAAAGCGGACCGCAUCCUUACAAUGCUACCCUCCAGUCCCAACGUCAUUGAAGUCUACACAGGCCCAAAUGGCAUCCUCAAGAAGGUGAAGAAGGGAACACUGUUGAUUGACUCCUCCACCAUCGACCCCUCCGUCUCAAGAGAGAUGGCAGCCGCCGCGGAGAAGAUGGGUGCAGUGUUCAUGGACGCUCCAGUGUCGGGAGGUGUCGGGGCUGCCAGCCUGGCCAAACUGACCUUCAUGGUAGGUGGAGUGGAAGAGGAAUACAACGCUGCACAGGAGCUGCUCACCUGCAUGGGAGCAAAUGUUGUCUACUGUGGAGGGGUUGGCACUGGACAGGCAGCAAAGAUCUGCAACAACAUGCUCCUGGCCAUCGGAAUGAUUGGGACCGCAGAGACCAUGAACCUUGGCAUCAGACUGGGUUUGGACCCCAAGCUGCUGGCACAGAUCCUCAACAUGUCCUCAGGUCGUUGCUGGUCCAGCGACACGUAUAAUCCAGUCCCCGGCGUCAUGGAGGGAGUCCCCUCAGCCAACGGCUACCAGGGCGGCUUUGGAACCACACUAAUGGCUAAGGAUCUUGGUUUGGCUCAGAACACUGCCACCAACACUAAGACACCCAUCCCUCUGGGUUCCCUCGCCCACCAGAUCUUCAGAGUCAUGUGCUCCCGCGGCUACGCUAACAAGGACUUCUCAUCCGUCUUCCAAUUCCUACGCGAGGAGGAAGGACAGUGAAUUGAGGGGGGGCACAGUUGACUGUGAUGGUACCAUACAUAAACACACACACACACACACACACACACACACACACACACACACACACACACACACACACACACACACACACACACACACACACACACACAUACAUGCCCACACCCCAGUGCCCCUUAUCCCACUAUGCUCAGGAGAGACUAAGGCCUUGCCCUCAGGCACAGAUCUGUGGUCCAAUUAACAUACCGUAUGUCGGCACAUGUUCCCUCGUAGCAUUAGCUGAAUCAUAUUUUCAGUUCACGGCUCUCCCUCUGCAUGAGGGAAAUGCUAAAACUGACCUUAGAUCAGUAUCUAGAGACAAAGCAACUAUCUUCCCAGUCUGGAAUGAGAGGCCAGAGUGGAAAAUGAGAGGUAGGAUGAGGCACUGCUGGUUUAUAAGUACCAAUGCAAAUAAUAUGUGGUUUUCCAAGAUGAUUGAUAAGUAAUAACUGCAAGAGAGUGCAGAGUUAAGGUUACCCUUUUUCUGCUGGAGAAAAAACAUCCCAUGUUCACAACACUACAUGUAAGGUUACCAAAACCAGUUCUGUUACAUUUGUCUGUUUAAAGGAGGAAAGUGGUGUCAUUCAAUCAUGUUGCCAGCAUGCAGACUUUCAUUCACUCACUGGAUCAACCACUUAAGCUAAUUUGAAUACUGUGAUUAUACAUCGGGUUAUUUUUGCACUGUGUGCAUCGCAGUGCGAUGUGCCGGGCCAUUUUGAUACAGUUACAGAAUCUCUUUGAACUUACCCGUCUUCUCUGAUGUCUACAUCUGCUUAUCGAGCCACUGGAGUAUUAUUUUGUGACCAACACUGUUUGAAUUUUAUACUGUUCACUACAAAAUGUCGUUCUCAUUCUCUAGCACUUUCUGUUUCCGUUUUGACUUUAAUUAAAGUCCAUCCUCACAUAUUUCUCCUCUCUGUCUCCGUCUCUCUCUCUCAACUUGUACGACAUGUGUGUAAGUGAGGAACGUUUCCUCCCAGCUCUGAGCAAAUGUACAUAAUGUAUAUUUCAUAUUGUUGAAUAGUGUUGAAGAGGAAUCUAAAUGGACUGUCACGUUUUGUAGUAAAAUGCAUUAAUAGUGUCUACAGUUUGUCUUUGCUCUGUGAAACAGAUCCUCAGUCACACUGUGGCCUAAAAAUAAAAGCUG
Molecule: messenger RNA, 2196 nt
Organism: Anoplopoma fimbria (sablefish)
Lineage: Eukaryota; Metazoa; Chordata; Actinopteri; Perciformes; Anoplopomatidae
Gene: hibadha
Product: 3-hydroxyisobutyrate dehydrogenase a
Exons: 8
Coding region: 42-1031 (329 amino acids)
Biological process (GO): L-valine catabolic process
Cellular component (GO): mitochondrion
Molecular function (GO): NAD binding; NADP binding; 3-hydroxyisobutyrate dehydrogenase activity
Source: RefSeq, a predicted model, not a curated record